AAAAUGUAUGAAAAUUCCUGUGUAGGCACUUGUCAGCUAUCAUUGAAAUAAGCUGGCUGGCUCUGGCGUCCGCCCCGCCAUAGCAAUCGUAGAUGAAGAUGGUGUCUGCUUCAGACAUCGUCGAUUAAGGAACCCGGUACAGGUCCACAAACCCACAACUUCACCAAAAUAUCGGGUGUCUCUUUCAUUUUCUUUUUAUUAUCUUCUUCGAAAAGAAACGAGAAAUUUCCUCCAGAAAAAGACAACAAAAAGUUGAUGGAGAGUUAGUUGUCUCCUGGCAUUGCAGUGCUCUUUUGUGUGUUUCUCUCUUACCCAAUUCCUGAUAUUAUGAUCUCUUUCAUGUCUCACUCAGGUACUGUUUCUUUCUCUAUCUCCGGGAGCCUCGAUAAUGAUUGUGAAAGCUGAUCGAAUUCUUUGCGGGCUAGCUAGAUUUGGAUCUUGUUGGACGUUGGGUUGGUCAGCAGAAGCAGAACUAAGGAGUAGGCUUUAAUGAGUGAUCCAUCUAUCGUUUCGGAAGGGGACUGGAGAUUUUUAUUUGCACCAUAUUACUUGAGCUGGUAAUUUCUGGUUAGAUCAAUACAAUGUCAGCUUAUGCACAUCAAAUGGAGAGGGAGUUCUCUGCUCGGAGUCUCUCAAGUAGAGGAGGAUCUGAGGUGGGAAGCCAUUAUGUGAUAGAGUCAGGGUUCUACAUGACUUCUUUUGCUGCAACAAUCUUCAUUGGUGCUCUUGUAACUGUUGGAGUUCUAUUCAUCACUCUGCUGAUUGCUUUAACAGUAAUGUUGCAAACCUGUGAGAAUAGAAGUAAAGGUGUUAUUGAGAUUCAAAAACCAAAUGAUGAUUACAAUUACUGCAAGAUUUUUGCUCUGCAUGCAGAGUUCAACAACUUGGGACUGGAGGAUUUCCCUUCAAUUUGCAGGAGUCUUGCUAUUGAGCACAUCAAAGGAGGUCAAUAUGAGAGAGAAUUAAACAGUACUAUGCAAUUGGUUGAGAAAUACUUUGACAGUUUUGUUCCAUUAGAUGAUGGUCUAGAUGUGGUAUUGAUGGACAUAGAUGACAUUCUUCCUUCAAAUCCUCAAUACGACCAUCCCUUGAUGAACCGACUAAAUCAGUAUGGCUGUAAGUAUUGCUUUGAAGAAGCAAAACAUUUGAAGGAAAUGAUUUUUCUAAGAUUAUAUACAGAACUUCAAGCUAAAGGGUGGUCUUUCAUUUUGUUAUCAAGAAAGCCAGAGACGCUACAAAAUGCCACCAUAGAGCACCUUAUUUCUGCAGGAUACAGAAAUUGGUAUUCAGUGAUUAUGAGAUUGAAUGAUGACAUGGAAAUGGAUAGUCGUGAAUAUAUUUUGAGACGAAGAAUGAUAAUGCAGAAAAAGGGCUUUCGUGUCUCAGGUGUAAUUAGCAGCCAGAUGGAUGUAUUUACAGGCCCCUUUUCAGGACAGCGCAUUUUUAAGCUUCCUAAUCCGAUGUGUUAUUUUCUCGAUCAUCAUCCGAUGGAGAUCUUGUAUGCACCAAAAUGAUCAGGUUCUUUUGUUAGAACCUUGAUUUGUCAUUCAUGCAUAAGUAGUUUUAAAGUUUCUCUGUAAUAUCAGCUCAGCGUCUAUCUGGACUACUUGGGUUCUGCUCGAGUAUUUUGUGUAUAUAGAUAUUGAUAUGAUUGGUUUGAUUGAGUUAAUCACAAUUAUCAUUCAUAUAAUGUGCAAUAUAUUUUUUGACAUUUCCUUUUCAUUGUUAAAUCA
This is a messenger RNA of Manihot esculenta (cassava), 1733 nucleotides long. RefSeq lists its product as uncharacterized. The transcript has 6 exons. NCBI's taxonomy places the organism in Eukaryota, Viridiplantae, Streptophyta, Magnoliopsida, Malpighiales, Euphorbiaceae. Bases 582 to 1514 code for a protein of 310 amino acids. The record is from RefSeq and is a predicted model, not a curated record.